Messenger RNA from Suillus subaureus, 583 nucleotides. RefSeq lists its product as uncharacterized. Gene Ontology annotation, molecular function: DNA binding; histone binding; chromatin binding. The coding region runs from base 70 to 315 and encodes 81 amino acids. Gene Ontology annotation, biological process: regulation of transcription by RNA polymerase II; nucleosome organization. The record is from RefSeq and is a predicted model, not a curated record. Gene Ontology annotation, cellular component: nucleus; chromatin. The transcript is spliced from 5 exons. NCBI's taxonomy places the organism in Eukaryota, Fungi, Basidiomycota, Agaricomycetes, Boletales, Suillaceae.
UGCACAGUCUAGUCUGCACCGUCAGAAUGUGCGUAGCCGCGAGGUGAAUUGUAGCGGAGGAUUUUCCUGAUGGGCAAGAUGCUCACCCUCGGCAAACUUCUCAAGUCCAUGAAUGAGAAGGGUUCUCGUGUGUUGAUCUUCAGUCAGAUGAUCAGAGUGCUGAAUAUCCUUGAAGAGUAUCGCCUGUUCAGAGGUUUCACGCAUGACGAUCAAAUCGUAGCCAUCGACGAAAACAACAAGCCCGGCAGCGACAGAUUCAUAUUCCUGUUGACUACACGUGCUAGCGGUCUGGGUAAUCAACCUCACCACCGUUGACAGCGCCAUUUUAUAUGAUAGCGAUUAGAAUCUCCCGGCCCAUUUACAAGCUAUGGAUCAAGCACAUCAUAUUGCCCGCUAAGCAAGUCUACGUUUUCCGCUUCAUCACCAAUAACAGUGUCGAGGAGCGCAUGCUUGAGUGUGCUGUGCAGAAACUCCGGCUCGACCAGCUAGUUAUCCAACAAGGUCGCCAACAACAAGCAAAAGCAGGGACGAGCUGCUCGAAAUGAUCACACACGGCGCUGAGAAACUCAUCAAUUCGACCGAU